AUGUUUUUUUUUUUUAUAUUUCGUCCUCUCGGAUCGUUUAAAACUUGUAUGGUCGUAAUUCUCUUUCGUUUUUCUAUUCUUUCUUUCUUUCGUUUUUUCUUUCUUUCCAUCUUUCUUUCUUUCUCUCUUUCGUUUUCUUUCUUUCUUUCGUUUUCUUUCUUUCUUUCUUUCUUUCUUUCUUUCUUUCUUUCUUUCUUUCGUUUUUUCUUUCUUUCCAUCUUUCUUUCUUUCUCUCUUUCGUUUUCUUUUCUUUCUUUCUUUCUUUCUUUCGUUUUUUCUUUCUUUCGUUUUCUUUCUUUUUUCAUUUUUUUUCUUUCGUUUUUUCUUUUUCUUUUUUUUUUUUUUUUUUUCUUUCGUUUUUUUUUCUUUCUUUCUUUCUUUCUUUCUUUCGUUUUUCUUUCUUUCUUUCUUUCUUUCUUUCUUUUCUUUCUUUCUUUCUUUCGUUUUCUUUUUCGUUUUCUUUCUUUCUUUCUUUCUUUCUUUCUUUCUUUCUUUCUUUCUUUCUUUAAUCUGCUAACUUACUUCUUCUGCAACUUUAAUAUUUCUCGUUCUUUUUCUCCGUCAAUUCUUUCUUUCCGUGUUCUUUCUUCUAUUAUUUCAGUCAUUUUUUUCUUUUUCUUUCUCUUUUCUUUUUCUUUCUCUUUUCUUUCUUCCUUUUUCAUUUUUUCUUUCUCUCUCUCUUUUCUUUCUUUCUUUCUUUGUUUUUUCUUUCGCAGUUUUCAGUACAUAGAUUUCUCUAAUCUGCUCACUUCUUUUACAACUUUAAUAUUUCUCUUUCUUUCUUUCUUUCUUUCUUUCUUUCUUUCUUUCUUUCUUUCUUUCUUUCACCAUUUCCCGAUCUAUUCAACCUUUAUGAUUUCCUCCCUUUUCUUUCUUUUCCUUUAUUUUUCCUUCCUCUUUUUUUAUUCUUCCCUUCUCUUCCACAUUUUAAAAAUAUUCAUAAUCAAAGGCAUCUCCUUGACGCGCAUGCGUAAUAGAAACAUCAACACUUGCGCUGAUUUUUUGGGUAGUUUCUUUUAUCUAACCCAACCCAUUUUUCUUAAUGUUUUUUCUUUCUUUCUUUCUCAUCUGUACACGUCGCCACCUCUCGCCCAUUCUUGGCCGUAUCAUCACCACACAUCUGAGAUCUCGCUCGUCACGAAGACUGACCAUCUUUCAACAAACGCGUCGUUUGAGCAAUCUAUCUACCGGCUUUCAGUCGAGCAGCCGACUGCCUGGUCUUUCGGACAUGCGCUACCCAACCUCGACCCAACCAUAAUUCCCUUUCAACACCACCACCUAUUAUCAACAUUUUUCUUACAUUUUUUUUUUUAUUUAUGA
Molecule: messenger RNA, 1320 nt
Organism: Acanthosepion pharaonis
Lineage: Eukaryota; Metazoa; Mollusca; Cephalopoda; Sepiida; Sepiidae
Source: the annotation of a GenBank genome assembly